CCGUCGUCGCCUUUCCAGAGGCGAUUACUGGGCAGGCUCAGUCUUUCGUCUCAGUCUCGAGCUCUAGCUGGCAGCUAAGCGUACGCGCUCUGGGAUCUUCAGUUCUAGUGGCCGCCAUCGAGGUUGCUUGGGUUCCUCUGGGCUCACCUGCGCCACUCGCCAGCUACACACUCCGCCGCCAUCAUGGUAAAGCUCGCAAAGGCCGGUAAAAAUCAAGGCGACCCCAAGAAAAUGGCUCCUCCCCCAAAGGAGGUAGAAGAAGACAGUGAAGAUGAAGAAAUGUCAGACGAUGAGGAGGAUGAUAGCAGCGGAGAAGAGGUUAUUAUUCCUCAGAAGAAAGGCAAAAAGGCUACCCCAACUCCCGCAAAGAAGGUGAUGGUUUCCCCCACAAAAAAGGUUGCGGCUGCCACACCGGCCAAGAAAGCAGUUGUCACUCCUGGCAAAAAGGCAGCGGCUACACCAGCCAAGAAGACAGUUACACCUGCCAAAGCAGUAGCCACACCUGGCAAGAAGGGAGCCACACCAGCCAAAGCAUUGGUGGCAACCUCUGGUAAGAAGGGAGCAGCCGCUCCAGCUAAGGGGGCAAAGAAUGGCAAGAAUGCCAAGAAAGAAGACAGUGAUGAGGAAGACGAAGACGACAGCGAAGAGGAUGAGGAGGACGAAGAGGAGGACGAGGACGACUUUGAGCCAGCAGUGGUGAAAGGAGCUGCUGCUGCUGCUGCUCCGGCCUCCGAUGAUGAGGAGGAGGAGGAGGAUGAAGAUGAGGAUGAGGACGAGGACGAGGAUGACGAGGAGGAGGAAGAUGACUCUGAAGAAGAAGCUAUGGAGACGGUACCAGCCAAAGGGAAAAAAGCCCCGGCAAAAGCUGUUCCUGUGAAGGCCAAGAGCACUGCUGAGGAUGAAGAUGAAGAGGAGGACGAGGAGGACGAGGAGGAUGAAGAGGAUGAUGAUGAGGACGAGGAUGAAGAGGAGGACGAGGAGGAGGAGGAGGAUGAGGAAGAUGAAGACGAGGACGAGGAGGAGGAGGAGGAAGAGCCUGUCAAAGAAGCACCUGGAAAACGAAAGAAGGAGAUGGCCAAACAGAAAGCAGCUCCUGAAGCCAAGAAACAGAAGGUGGAAGCCACAGAACCAACUACGUCUUUCAAUCUCUUUGUUGGAAACCUGAACUUCAGCAAAUCUGCUUCUGAAUUAAAAACGGGUAUCAGUGACGUUUUUGCUAAAAAUGAUCUUGCUGUUGUCGACGUCAGAAUUGGUGUGUCUAGGAAGUUUGGCUAUGUGGAUUUUGAAUCUGCUGAAGACCUGGAAAAAGCCUUGGAACUCACUGGUUUAAAAGUCUUUGGCAAUGAAAUUAAACUAGAAAAACCAAAGGGAAAAGACAGUAAGAAAGAUCGAGAUGCGAGGACGCUUUUGGCUAAAAAUCUGCCUUAUAAAGUUACUCAGGAUGAAUUAAAAGAAGUCUUUGAAGAUGCCGUGGAGAUCAGAUUAGUCAGCAAGGAUGGAAAGAGUAAAGGGAUUGCUUAUAUAGAAUUUAAGACAGAAGCUGAUGCAGAGAAAACCUUGGAAGAAAAGCAGGGAACAGAAAUAGAUGGGCGAUCCAUUUCCCUGUACUACACUGGAGAGAAAGGUCAAAAUCAAGACUUUAGAGGUGGAAAGAAUAGCACUUGGAGUGGUGAAUCAAAAACUCUGGUUCUAAGCAACCUCGCCUAUAGUGCCACAGAAGAAACCCUUCAGGAAGUAUUUGAGAAGGCAACGUUUAUCAAAGUGCCCCAGAACCAAAACGGCAAAUCUAAAGGGUAUGCAUUUAUAGAAUUUGCUUCGUUUGAAGAUGCUAAAGAAGCUUUAAAUUCAUGUAAUAAAAGGGAAAUUGAGGGCAGAGCCAUCAGACUGGAGUUGCAAGGACCCAGGGGAUCACCUAACGCAAGAAGCCAGCCAUCCAAAACUCUGUUUGUGAAAGGUCUGUCCGAGGAAACCACAGAAGAGACAUUAAAGGAGUCGUUUGACGGCUCUAUUCGUGCAAGGAUCGUCACUGACCGGGAGACUGGGUCCUCCAAGGGGUUUGGUUUUGUGGACUUCAACAGUGAGGAAGAUGCCAAAGCCGCCAAGGAGGCCAUGGAAGAUGGUGAAAUUGAUGGAAACAAAGUUACUUUGGACUGGGCCAAGCCUAAGGGCGAAGGUGGCUUCGGUGGCCGAGGAGGAGGCAGGGGCGGCUUUGGAGGUCGAGGUGGUGGCAGAGGUGGCCGCGGUGGAUUUGGUGGCAGAGGCCGGGGAGGCUUUGGAGGGCGAGGCGGCUUCCGAGGAGGCAGAGGAGGAGGAGGAGGAGACCACAAGCCACAAGGAAAGAAGACCAAGUUUGAAUAGUUUCUUCUAUCCCUGUCGUUCCUCUUCCAUUUGAAAGAAAGGACUCUGGGGUUUUUACUCUGUUACCUGAUCACUGGCAGAGCCUUCUGAGGACAUUCCAAGACAGCGUGCAGCCCUGUGGUCUCCUUGGAAAUCGUAUAGAUAACAUUUCAAAGGCGAUAACCCUGUUGGUUUUGACUGGAUAUUGAUAUAAACUUUUUAAAGAGAUGAGUGAUAGAGCUAACCCUUAUCUGUAAGUUUUGAAUUUAUAUUGUUUCUUCCCAUGUACAAAACCAUUUUUUUCCUACGAAGUUUUUUUUUUUUUUUUUUUUUUCUUCUUGCCUUGGGGGGUUGUAAAAGAAAGCAGAAUGUUUUAUCAUGACUUUUGCUUCAACUUUGGGACAGAUUAAAAGUCCUAAACUCUGGUGCCAGA
Molecule: messenger RNA, 2770 nt
Organism: Sus scrofa (pig)
Lineage: Eukaryota; Metazoa; Chordata; Mammalia; Artiodactyla; Suidae
Gene: NUCLEOLIN
Product: nucleolin
Molecular function (GO): RNA binding
Source: RefSeq, a predicted model, not a curated record